Molecule: messenger RNA, 7708 nt
Organism: Microplitis demolitor
Lineage: Eukaryota; Metazoa; Arthropoda; Insecta; Hymenoptera; Braconidae
Exons: 6
Coding region: 369-7205 (2278 amino acids)
Biological process (GO): telomere maintenance
Cellular component (GO): nucleus
Source: RefSeq, a predicted model, not a curated record
UCACCCAGCAAUGCGUCUCAUGUACUUAUUACCCUACAUUUCAUCUGCAACGACCAACCAGGACAGUACAUAUUUGUUCUAUUACAUACCCACACAUACUCAUACAUUUAACUUCAUAUCCAUAUAUACAUACAAUAGUAAGUAGUUAUACUGAGUACAUACUCAUACAUCAGCGAUCGUUGCAGUACAUAUUUUAUUACACUGCUGGGUAUGCAUUGAUUUUAAAAAAAUAUGUAUUGUUUCUUUCAUCAGUUAAUUAAACUCUCAAGUGCUAAUAAAUAUACUUUUAAUAGUGAUACUAAUUAUAAAUAAUAAAUAACAAAUCUGCAGAAAUUAGUGGGCGGAAUUCAAAAAUUCAAAUUUUUAAAAUGACUGCGCUAAGUGACGAAGAGAUUUUAAAUAAACUGGAGAAAAAUAUAUCAGCUAAUGAUGAAAUUAGUAUUCUAACCUAUAUCAACAGUGAUAACAAGAGGAUAAAUUUAUUCAAAACAAUGACUGAUAACCAGUAUUUAGAAUUAUGUAAAUUAAUAAUUAAUUUUAUGACAAGUGAGCAUGAAAAUGAGCCACUCAAACAAUCAUGUGGUAAAUUAUUAAAUAAUUUAUUAAAUAACUCACAUAGAAAAAUGAAUUUUUUUAAUUUGUCACUGACAUUUGACCGUAACAAAAGACUGAAACUCUUUGAAUUAAUAAAAACUAUUGAAGACAAACACUUGACGAGGCUUAUUGAGGAUCAAGACACCUGUACCUUUUUAAAUGACUGCUUGAGAGAAGUCAACGCUGACAAUAUGGAGUGGCUGUCACCCGCAGCAUGUACUGACAACAUUCUGCUAUUGAUACAGGCAGAGAAAAAGCCAAGCGACUUUGAAGAUCUCCUGAUUUACAGUACUCUGGAGUUUAUUCACCGACUGUAUGGAUACUUACUGACCAACGUCUUGGCUAUACACCAGUUCCACCAGCUGCUGAUGGACAAAGUAGUGACACUGCUGUACAUGGGUCACAAAAAACAACGAACUAUAUCAAUAAAUCUCUUCACCACAGCCCUGAAGACGGACAUCCGCAGCUACAUCCGGCAGCAUCAUGAAGAAACCUGGACUACAUACCGCAGCAAUCUCCAGAACGUCUUCUACACCCGUAUGCAGUCGUUAGUAAAAGCCAGUGAGCCAGACUGGUGGUUUCAGUGGUGCCUGAGCAUCCAGGCUCUGGGAACGGACCUCCAUCGCGGCGCGGACUUGAUAAAUAAUCUCUUGAGCGUCGAAGAACGGGCGUUCAAGUCCCCUGACAUGUCCAUCAGGAUCCAGGCUUUCAGAGCCUGGAAGCUGCUGAUAGAAAACUUCGCGAUCGACCCAACCCAGCUCGCGAUUCCCCGGCGGAUAAAAUUGCUCUGCAUUCCACUGAACGCGAACAACAACAAAACGGAGUCAAUAGCUCUAGCUAAGUUCGAAGUCUGGCGAUACUUGAUUAUAAAACUCUCCUCAAAGCCUGACAUGUCUCUGACUCAAGUGGUGACGCAGUUCCUGAACUUCUGCUUCGGGCCACUGGGCGACACUCCGCUGCUGUCAACUAAAUCUGGGAUCCAGUCGUCUCCUGGAAAGCGAUUCAUCAAAGCCCGGAAGUGGGCCGUGGACUCUCUGCUCCAGCUGUUGGUCUCCAAUCCCCAGGGCCGUCUCACGAUCACUGUCGACUACACAGACAAUAUUCCGGCGAUAACUCAGGAACUUUUCCAGGAAAGUUUCAAGAGCUACAUCCACAGCGCAGGGGAAGCUUGUCUGCUGAUCAACGACUCCGAGUUCGUCUUCGAGAACCGGGAGACACUGAACCGCAUCCUCUGGCAAUCAUUGGUCGGGUUCAUAAACCAGUCUACUGAUGAACUGAAACCCAAAAUGUACAGGGAGUUGAUUCUGAUCAUCGGCGAGGUGAUAACUCAUAUAAAAGUCCGCGAUCAAUUGACCAGCAGUCUGCUACUGGACAUAAUCGUACCCGAGCUAGUAAAAGUAAUCGAACACUUGCUGUACCGGGACCAGACACUAAUGGACCUGGUGGUAAAACUCCUGGACUCCGAGUUUCUCACCCACGGGAACAGCGGACUCAAAUCCCUGGUAAUUCAUACCAUAAAACCGGAAGCUGUCACAUCUUAUCAUCCAGCGUCUUUGUCGUUCAUCAGAUCCAUCACCCGGCAAAUGGAGUCUUUGAUCAGCAAUGAAAAUCUCAGCAGCUUCAUCAUCGAGCUCUGGUCAGAAUUAGCAGACCUGCUGGUGAAAUUCAUCUCCAACAACCAGACGAUCAAUGAAGGAACUACUCUAGCGCACAAUUUUGACAGCACGUACUCCCUGCUGCUGUUGCCAUUCAAAAACAAGUGGAUCAAUGACCAAGAUGUCAAUUAUCUGGUGAAGAUCAGCCGCAUAUGGAAGGAACUGUACGCACACUUUAAUAUCGCCGCUGAUUUGGUGGCGACUGUCAAGAACAACGAAGUCCUGGACCACGUGGCUGAUGCCCUGCUGGUGAUAAUCAGCGCCAAGGACACAGAAAAAUUUUCCUACAGGUUAAUCUGCUUCAUCUUUGAGGCGCUGAUGAACACGAUUCACUACGCGGACUUUCUGGCUCUUGAGCAAGUGCCCAGUCUGCUGAUACUGCUCCGAGAUGUCACUCAGGCAGCCCUGGAACACGUGACGUACGUCAGUGAAAUCGAGUGCAGCCUGAAGACGAUGGCCUCCUUGCUGAUAACCGUCUACGGGCUGAAUCAAAGUCAGGCCCGCGUUCAUCUGAGUGUCCUGAGACCUUGCGUCGAAUUGAUGCUAAAAAUAAACACCGAGUCCAUCAAAGAGAUUGUCACCACUUGGGAAACGGUCGUCAUAAUCCUGAGAGGUCUCUCCAGUUCCCUGACCAGCGAAUUCGUGAGCUCGUACCGCGAGGCUCUGGUCGUCGCUCUCUGUCACCCGAACCAUGAGAUUGCCGCCCAGACGAUGAGUGUCCUGGACAUCCGGGCGAGCUGCGGUGAUGAAAUUAAAAGGAUUCUUGAUGAAGUGGAGGCUGAAGCCCAGAAGAAUGUCAAUUUUUCAGGUGGGAAGAGUGAUGAGACGGAGAAGAGACCUGUCAAAGUCGCGGGAAGUUUUCUCGCCAGAAGAUCUGGGGUAAAAGCUGGCAAGAAAGGAAAAGAAAAACGCGUAGUGCCAGUUCCGCCUGAACCAGACUCACAAGAUUAUGUUCUGAUACAAAAUGAUGUCAAAGUUAACGUCAAUUUGCUGACGGAGCAUCAGAAGGAGUGUUUUAAACGUCGACGGGAGGACAUACCCGCGAUGUACAACGACCUGUCGCAAUCUGGGUCUCGGAACACCCAAGAAUUGGAGGAGUGGUUCAAAAAUAAAGCCAGUGGAUCCACGGAAGCUACCGAUGACAACAAAGAAAAUAAACUACGCGAGGAAGCUGUCAAAGAGAGUGAGGAAACUGUUGAUAAAACUGAAGAACUGAGUCCGGAUGGUGAUAAGGUCGAUGAGCCGGUGACAGUUUGCGCUGUCAAGAAACUUAACUUUGAAUCCCGCGAUGAGUUUCCUGACGAGAAUGAAAACACGCAGGAGAAAGACCUGACGGAGAUUAAAUUUAAUAGGAGGAAGCAGAGUCACGUGACGAGGAUCUACGCCAAGCGUAGAGAAGAUGCCAGAGGGUCUGCGGAGGGUAGAAGGAACGGCAGAAGCAGACGUGGACGCAGACGAGGCGGGAGAUCUAGGCUGAGUGGCGAGCGGGAAAAUUUAAAACGCAAAGCUACGGACUCGGAAGAGUUCGCAGAUGUCAAGAGACGCAGGCACUCGGCUCCGCAUUCAGCGGAUCUCCAAAGCGACACUGAAAGUUUUUGUUCAAAUGACAGCGAAAAGUCUUCGCCUACUGACGGAAGCAGCGGCAGCGGAAGUGUCAAUAGAACUGGAGUCUCUCAGAGAACUAGGAAAGAAAUGUCCAGGUUGAAGAUCGACAUGGUCUUUGACAGCCUGAACAAGAGCAAGCUGCGCAAUAAGUCUUGUGACGAGCAGCGCAAGAACAGCGACGACUUUGUCUAUGAGAAGAUGAACAAAAGGCACUCGCUGGAUCCUUACAAGCUGAUGCGGAAGACCACCAGGAGCAGCGGAGAUGCCAUGCUGGUCGAGCAGCAGUAUCUUGGACAAGUUCGCCGUAAGCGCAAGCGUGAUCUUGCUAAAGAUUCUGAUAAAAAUCAGGGGCAUGAAGAAUUCAAAUUUUUGAGUCCGUUGUCCAGUCCCUCGACCUCGACUACUUCUAAUUCGACCGCAGACCGGCAGGAUGAUGAUGAUGUCAUCGAAAGCUCGCAGGAUUUAUGCUCCGUCAGGUCUCCUAGACGUGAUAAAAAAAUAGAAAUCAGCAGUCAACUGACCACUAGUCCUGUCAAAUCUGAAGCUCCUGAACCAGCAUCUCCAGUUACAGUGAAUCCAUCUCCAAUUAAACCCAAUGAAUCUCCAGUAAUACCAACAUCUCCAGUUAAGCUCACAGUCUUUCCUGUUAAACUGCCGUCUCCAGUUAAAUCUAGUCUAGAAGAAACGGAAGUCAUCAAAGAGCCAGAUGAAUCAAAGACAAAUUACUCAUCACCUAAAAGUAUAAAACGUCUGGGAAAAGUUAAAUUAUUUACACCAGGUCGCGGCGCUCACAUGCUGGGUCUGGUAACGAAGCUGGGGAUAGCUGACAGCAACGACUCUGACGAAGACAGGUCUAGAGUAACGAAACCCAAAGACACUGAGCUGGAGGUGAUCAAGAAGGACCGGGUCAAGGAUGUCGGGAGUCCUAGUGGCAGCAGACAGGAAAAAAUAUUCAGUAAUAUGAAGUCUGGUGACUAUUUGCUGUCUCCGCCUACUAAAUUAUUUAGUAACCUGAAAAACGAUGGGGAAAAAAUUUCACCCAAGAUGGAGAAGACAAAAGACGUUGGUAAAACAGACCACGAUUACGCGGAACUGAAGGAAGUUGAUCUGCCGAUUCUUGAAUGGUCUAACGCUAACCCGCCUUCGCUGACAGCUUCUCCGAGUGCUGGGAUCCUCAAGCGCCGCGUGGCGAGUCUCAGUACCGCGAAUGUUCCCGUCAAUAACGCGGGAAAUUCGGCUGAAGAAGCGGCGGAAAAGCGGAAGCGCGUGAGUUUCGCCGACCCUCCGGUCUCCAAAGAAAUGGGCUACGAAGUUCUCUCAGGAUCCCCUGCUAAGAUGAACAAACUUUUGAUAUCCAGGAGUUUUCCUGGUAGGAAGGACACUCCGUUUAAAUUAAAGCAGUCGCGGCUGAGGACAAUUCUGAUGGGGGAUUUGAAGCCCAAAGAAGCCCAGGUUCAGGACAAAGGACUUGAGGUCCAUGUUGACGGUCUGUAUGACGUAAAUAUCGAGGACAAGGAUCAGGAGACAGUAGAAGUCUCGAUGGCCUCGCAGGAUAUUUUCCAGGAAAUUAGUAUAAUUGACGAGGGUAAAAAGGACGACGGGUCUAUCGAGUCAGUGGUGGAGGAGUUUGCGACCCAGGACUCGACGAUUGAGAGAAUUAUCAACGGCACGAUCAGCGAUGGGGUGAUGGCAGAUGGUAAUGGCAACGUGGCCUUGGAGGACACGGUUGACGUGAAAAAUAUCAGCAAUUUUACUGUUGAUGAAAGCAUUUAUAAGCCGGUGCGCACGAGCACGAAGGAAAACAUAAACGUGAGUGAUACUUUGCUGAUCACUGAUUCGCUGUUCGAGAGUCGGUCCCAGAGUCCAAGUUUGGAGACCGAGAACCAGGACCGGGAUCAGAAUCAAAUGGAAAUGACUGACCCGAUUUGUCCGACUUUGCUCGGAUGCAUGGAACCAAUCGAGUCGAUUGUUGACAGCCUGGUCCAUCCGCUUUGGUCGAAAAAUUUGUCAAAGUUGCUGAGCUCGAGGAAUAUUAAUACCGUUGGAGAUCUGGCUGCGUUGAGUAGCGACGAGUAUGACAAGCUGCCGUUAAAAGGCACCGGGAGUCCGAAAGUUGAACAUGUCCGGAGAGUACUGACAGAUUUUUCCAUGUCGUUGUCGGUGCCGAUGGAAAAGUUGACUGGGAAGUGUGGCAGUGAAGAACUGAUGGAUGUUGAUGCUGAUGAUGAGUCAAGGAAAGUUGAUAGAAUUGAGCUGGUUGAAGAUGUAGUGACCCCGGCUACUUACAAUGAAGAGGAUUUGAAUAUCACUGAAGUACUUACUGAUAAAAUUCGAGUUACGGGACAGGAGUUCGUUGGUGAUGAGACUAAGGAUAUGUAUAGUUCUAAUGGGUUUGGGUCGAUUAUUUUGGACAGCACGCUGUCGCCGCCUAAGAAAUCGUCGACGGGAAUCAACAGUGGGCUGAUGAGCUCCGUUGAUAGGAGAGAUGUUGGAGUUUCGACUGAUCCAGUUGAUACUAAUAGCAAAUCUGUUGAUGUACAAAUGAAGUUAGAAGAUUUAUUAGAUGAAAUUGAUGUUAAUGUUGUGUUGGCUAGUGGUAUUAAACGGAGCUGUCCUGAGAGUAUUAUCAAAGCUUAUAAGGCAAAAAUGAUAAGCAACGAUGCAGACAUAGGACGUGAAACAAUGCGUUUACUAGGAAUGGAAACUUACGCCGACACAUGUUUAAAAAUAGCAUGUCGUGAUUACGGGGCCUCUAAAAUAAUCGGUCGCCUUCCUGGCAUAUUCAGCAACGACAAAGAAUUUUUUACCAAAGUCCUCAAUACCUAUCGCAUGAAACUGACCACCACUGACCUGCUGAACGUCUUCGACACCAGCAGUCUCAAGCAGGAGCUCUGUAAAAAAUUAACUUCCGUAGAACUCUGCGAAAUGCUGUCGCGCGUGUUAGCCGACGAGGAGAAAGAUGACAUAAAAACACAAAUAAAUGACGAGACAUGUCUGAACUCAUUGUUAAAACGAAUGCCCGCCGAUUCGGUGAUCAGUCACACCGUCGCCAAUGACGAACUGAUACCACCGCCUGUCGUUCUUGACAUCGCGCUGCAGAAUAACUCACCCGAGGUUAUCGCUGCGGCUUUGGAUACCAACAGCAACACCAUCAAUAAUAUCAAAGACACGAUCAUCAAUAAAUAUCUAACUCCUGAUAAAUUAAUUACUUAUUUGAAUAAUAAACAGACGGAACUUUCCAAGCAACAGCUUGUUGACAUCUACCGAUUUAUUUGUGAUAAAUUUUCAAUUGACGAAUUGCUUGACAUUAAUAAUGAUAUUAUUAAAGAUAAAUUUAAACAAUUUAAAUAAUUGAUUGAUUAAUUAAUCACUUAUUUUAAUUACUUAUUAAUUACAGUCGAAGUUCAUUAACUCAGUCCAUUAAUUCGGCUUUCCCUAAAUCUUAACCACACGAGCUCCGCUGUCUGCCAUGUGAGGGCGCAUGCGCAAAAGUAAACUUUUGGGGGGGCAUAAGAACUAGGAAAUUCGGAGAAAUUUCCGGUUCGCAACAAAAUGUCCGUAUUAAUGGCGUUCGACUGGAAAUUAUUUUUUGAGCUCUCUUGCGUUUGGUCAGUAAUUUUUUUCAUUUUAAAUAGAAGUUCAAAAAAUUAAUCAAUUAGUAAUUAAAUUAGCAAUUAAUGUAAGUUGUAAAUACCACAUCUGUAUAAAUAUAAACUAUUUUCAUUUAAAAAAAAUAAAUUCGUUAAGAGUAAUUAAUGUACUUUAGUAAUUAUUAAUGUACUUUUUACUAUUAUUAUUAUUUGAUGUUACUAUUAAAUAUUAAUAUAUAAGAUUUUCAUUAAAUUGCACUGUAA